AUGGAACGGUUUAAGCGUGGCAAUUUCCUCAUUUUGUUGUCUACGGAAGCAGCCGGGAUGGGAUGUGACAUUAGCGAUGUUCUCCGUGUUGUGCAGUACAAGUGUCCAGAAUCUAUCUUAGCUCUUGUGCAGCGUCUUGGGCGUGCGGCUCGCAAUCCGAAGCUUCGAGGUGAGGGUAUUUUAUUGGUACCCCCACCGUCCACUGAUACUAGGUUCCCAGAUAACGAUCUCGCCAAUUACAUUACGACUAAAGGAUGUCGGCGGGAAGUCCUUAAUAGUAUCUUCGGCAAUAACCCCUCACCUAAUGAAGACUGUUGCGAUAACUGCCAUAGAAUCCCUGAGCAGCUGCAACUUUGUUGCAAUGAAAUCCGCGUUGAUGUCACACCGAGAGUUCGUCGAACGGCAGAACAGAAGGAAGCUGCCAAGCGAGCCAUAAAGGAUUGGAGAUCGGCAGUGUUCCGAAGGGAUUUUGAGCCAGUUAAGCCCUGGCUAAGGGAAACUUGUGUGAUAACGGUUGUGGCGAUCAAUAAGUUGGGCGAAAAGUUUGGCAAUGUUACGACGGCCAAAUCAAUAAUGAAUCUCAGCGGCUGGACUUUUUGUUUUCCCAAACAUUUAAAGGAGCUCACCGACAUGCUUGUUCAAUUAAACGAGGAUAUUGAUAAUGAAGGUCGCUCAAACCUGCCGCCGCAGCUCCAAAUUAGGGACUCUCAUGUUAAUCAGGCUGGUCCUGUUCGGAGAGUUCGGCAGACCGCAAGGCCAACGUUUUCAUUUAAAAAUAUGACUUCUUUAGACUUUGCCACACCUAGAAAUACCGUGCUUCAGCUUCAGCCAGCUCAAUAUUCAACUCGAACUACUCCAAUAUUCUACAAGUACACAGUUUGGUCAAGCAACAGCAGCAUCAAGCGCCAUAUCACAGACUGGAACACAUGGAUCAAGCUUUUCCAACAGAAUCCUAUUCCCGGCCUUGAAUACAUUAAUGAAUUCAAAGACAUCUACCUGCGCGACAUUCAAUUCCCAAAAAUUGAGGAUGAUCCUUUUAGAAAUGGCUAUAACAAAUACAAAGGGGCCGCAUGGGUCAUGGAGCACAUUGACGAAGUAUUUGACGUAGACUCUGCUCUCUUCGCGUAUACGGUCGCACAAGAAAAGGAAUCAGUACUUCACUCUUUUAUAAUUGAUUUAAAGCCCGAAGACAUUCAUUCUGAGCUUGCCUAUAUACCCGAAAUCUACAGAGACAAGCUGAUUUCAUCAAUCAAUAGCGCCGACCAGAGAUUCUUGACCAAUAUUAACAUAAAGUGCGACACUUGGAUAGAACAUAUAUUGGACCACUAUUCAUCCUUACCUUCAUCAGAUCCUGACACGGGUCUCGACGCCUAUGAUCAGCUUCUUUCAUCAGGAUGGAGGACCAUGGAGGAGCUUUAUCCAGCUCAUACCAAAGAUGAUUCCAACUUUAUGAAAUGCCUAUAUGGAUUAUUACUACAGCUUCAUUCCUUGUACGCUGCUAACAAAAAUCUACUUCCUGACAAUGAAAAAGAGACAUGGUAUCUUAGCAACAUAUGGUACCCCUUCUUUCGUCUAAUUUGCAACCCCGCCAGCAAUCUUCAAUUUGAAUGCGCUGAAACAACUUCAUAUUCAUCAUUUGGAAGGCAAAACACCAAAAGGAGUUUGGGCACCAAACAAGUAACUGGACGCAAGUGCGAUAUUAUAUUUAAGUCAACAUUGUCCGGAGUAGAAAUAGCGGUAGUGGAGGCCAGCAAUGACAACCGUGGACCUAAUACAACUAAAUCGUUAAUGGAUGAACGAAAAAUAGCCAAAAUAUUAAAGGACAUGUUCGAUAGCAAUUGUAUGAAAGCUGCAGAGCCGACAAUAACCAGAGGCAAGGCUUCUACCUUUGGCAUACUAAUUAAUGGAGCUAGUGCAACACUUUGUUCUUUAUCCUACAUUGAUGGCCGAUAUUACCGGUUUUCCAAGGUUGAGCCGCUCGAAAUCCCACCUACUUGGAAUAUCAGUGCGAUCAUUCAUCUCCAGAUCUGGCUCACCAAAUUACUCAAAAAGAUGUAA
Messenger RNA from Lobosporangium transversale, 2058 nucleotides. RefSeq lists its product as hypothetical. The transcript is spliced from 5 exons. The coding region runs from base 1 to 2058 and encodes 685 amino acids. The record is from RefSeq and is a predicted model, not a curated record. Lineage: Eukaryota; Fungi; Mortierellomycota; Mortierellomycetes; Mortierellales; Mortierellaceae.